AUGAAUAAUUCAAAUAGCAAACCCAAGUAAGAGUUUCACAUAGUUACAAAUAUGAAGAUGUACUUUCAAAAAAAUAUUGGAUAAAUGCUAUAACCUAAAGAAGACGACCCUCAAAUCGAAAGUUCCUCAAAAUCAGACUAUGUUUUAUUACCUGAUUUAAAAUCAAUGGUGGUCAAUCUUAAUCAUUUAGAGAGUGAUUAGGACAAUCACAUAAGUGUUAAUCAAUCUAUGAGAACACUUUCAUCUACGGCCUCUUCAAGUAAUUAAUUAAAUAAUUUUAGAAAAUUAAAUCCUAGUACUCAGAUAAAGUAUUUCCAUAGAAUCAUUUUCCUUAGACUCUGAGUGCGAAGAAUUUUCAUCCUAUUGA
This is a messenger RNA of Paramecium octaurelia, 367 nucleotides long. The record is from the annotation of a GenBank genome assembly. Lineage: Eukaryota; Ciliophora; Oligohymenophorea; Peniculida; Parameciidae.